Nymphaea colorata (pocket water lily) is the source of this 2367-nucleotide messenger RNA. Its product is annotated as coiled-coil domain-containing protein SCD2-like. The coding region runs from base 526 to 2040 and encodes 504 amino acids. The record is from RefSeq and is a predicted model, not a curated record. Lineage: Eukaryota; Viridiplantae; Streptophyta; Magnoliopsida; Nymphaeales; Nymphaeaceae. Gene Ontology annotation, biological process: cytokinesis by cell plate formation. The transcript has 20 exons.
GUUGGGAGCCUUGGAGGGAAGUGGAAGUUCGUUAACAUUUCUCUCUCUCUCUCGAUCGAUAGAAGGUCCCGAAUCUGAAAGAGAUCGACGGAGCACCAGAUCUUUCCGUUCUCAGCGUCUUCAUUGAAGUCCUGCAUCACGUUUUGCUGAUAUCGGAGAAGAACGAAGGAACAAAAAGAAAGAGAUCGACUUAUUUCACCAGAUCUUUUCGUUCUCAGCGUCGCCAUUGUUCUGCGUCAGGUCUUCUUGAUAUCGAAGAAGAACGAAAGAACAGAUUGCGACGAGAUCGGCAGAGUUCAUUAGCUAAGCAUGGCAAUGUCGGUCUCUCUCUCUCUCUCUCGCUCUCUCUCAUAUGUCUCAUAUAACUAAAGCUUAGCGUCGUCAUGCCUCUUUCAACGUUUCGAUAGCGUUGAUCCGGAAGAGGACUGGGACUGGGAGGAUCAAAGCCAAGCGGUAUCAGAGCCAACGAGCGCAUCCGAAGAGAACAGGUUUCUUUGUUCUGUCCAGUUAAUGUAAGACACAAAAAUGGACCGAGUGAGACCUAAGAGUCCUUUGUAUAUGAGAGAGAAGAGCAUCUCUAGCUUCAAAAGGUCCCAACACUAUGAUGCAAAAACUGCUGCUCAAAAGCUUGCACAAGUUAUGGCACAUCAACGGGCUGAUGAUGAAGAUGACGAUGGUGAUGUACUUUCAUUAGACUAUGUUGUUACGAGCGGCGUUGGCCUUUCAGCAGGGAAAGGAGGGAGGUCUCCUAGUCCCCAGUUGGCUAGAAAUCAUGCGGAUCCUAGUUCAACUGUGCGUGUACCAUCUGUUGGAAGACCAUCACUGAGGCCAGUGAAAAUACCUCCAGUGAUCCCACCUAGUGGGCUAGUUGUUAGACUGCCAGAACAUCCAACUCCUGUAACAGAUGCUGCUGUGGACAAUCAAAAAGAUAAAAGGCGUCCAACAAAUUUAACGAAUCCCAGUGGACGAGUACUAGGAAGCCAGCUUGAUGCUUCUGCUCUCCAGGAUGAGCUUGAUAUGUUACAAGAGGAAAAUGAAAAUCUCCUUGAUAAGCUUCGUCUUGUAGAGGAGAGGUAUGAAGAAGCAGAAGCAAGGAGAAAACAACUUGAGAAACAGGUUGCUACCCUGGGUGAAGGUGUAUCUUUAGAAGCAAGGCUACUGACCAGAAAAGAGGCUGCCCUGCAGGCAAGAGAGGCUGCCUUAAGAGCUGCGGCGCAGAAUAAAGAUAUAAAGAAUAAGGAAAUUGCAACUACUCGGAUAGAAAUGGAGCAAGCAAGAGACGAAGCACAAUAUGCUGCCGAACAGCUCCGAGAAGCAGAGAAUGAGGUAAAGGCACUUCGUUCAAUGACGCAGAGAAUGAUACUUACGCAGGAAGAAAUGGAAGAGGUGGUUCUGAAGAGAUGUUGGCUUGCUUGGUACUGGAGCUUAUGUGUUCGCCAUGAUAUUCAUGUGGAUAUUGCAAAGCCAAGGCGUGAGCAUUGGUCGUCCUUAGCUCCACAUCCUUUUGAAGUCAUGGUAGCUGCUGGACAGAAGGCUAAGGAAGACUCUUGGAAAGGGAAUAAUGAUGGUCUCAAAAGGGAUGACUUUGCCAGAGAUACAAAUGAUUCGACUGGGGAAGGGAAUAUUGAAAGCAUGCUUGUGGUUGAAAAAGGCUUGAAGGAGUUGGCUACCUUAAAGAUAGAGGAUGCUGUAGCAGUUGCAAUGGGCCAACAUCGGUAUGCAAGUUUGACGCAGACCAGUCAAUCUGCUUCAGAUCCAAAGCCGUCUUUGGAGAGUCAGAAUCACCCCGAAUCAAUUGAACUUUCACAAGAGGAAUCUGAAGAUGUGCUCUUCAAGCAGGCAUGGCUUAUGUAUUUUUGGAGGAGAGCUAAAAUCCAUGGCUUGGAAAAGGAUAUUGCAGAUGAUCGUUUGCAAUACUGGAUCGAUCAGAACAGUCAGUCCCCAACAUUGCAUGAUGCAGUUGAUGCAUUUCGAGGCAUGAUAGAAGUCAGAAAAUUAGGGUUGGAGAGCCAGUUGUGGGAGGAUUCUCGCAAAGAGUAAUUCUGAUUUGUCAAAUCCAAUUCGAACGAGCCUCAUGGUUCCUUUGUGAAGCGGCCAGCCGAUCGCAACCAACAAGCUACAUUGCCAUCCUACUCAUGGAAGCAACUCCUCCCCCCCCCCCCCCACUCCUCUGUGUGUGUGUGUGUGUGUGUGUGUGUGUGUGUGUGUGUGUGUGUGUGUGUGUGUGUGUCUUUUUUUCUCUCUUUCUUGCUUGCGCUUUGGCACACACACAUACAUGCAAACCUGAUUCUAAAUAAGAUUAAGCAAAAAAUUCUUGCUUUGAAAUAGUUGAAUAAUUGUGGGGGGAUGUGCUUUAAUGUAUUGAAC